This is a messenger RNA of Paraphaeosphaeria sporulosa, 2039 nucleotides long. RefSeq lists its product as uncharacterized. NCBI's taxonomy places the organism in Eukaryota, Fungi, Ascomycota, Dothideomycetes, Pleosporales, Didymosphaeriaceae. Gene Ontology annotation, molecular function: RNA polymerase II general transcription initiation factor activity. The record is from RefSeq and is a predicted model, not a curated record. Gene Ontology annotation, biological process: RNA polymerase II preinitiation complex assembly; transcription initiation at RNA polymerase II promoter. The transcript has a single exon. Bases 118 to 1797 code for a protein of 559 amino acids. Gene Ontology annotation, cellular component: transcription factor TFIID complex.
ACUCAGAGCACGCCUCGCCCCGCCCCUUCUUCAGCAGCCAGCCACGCAGAUGCGGUGCGCCCCCGCUGCCAGACCGCCGCCGUUGCCGCCUUCCCACCCACCGAGGACGCGCCCGUCAUGAAGCUCAAGCUCAAGACCAGCUCCCAGGCCGCCGAUGGCGCGCCUGCCGAUGCGCCUUUGCCCGCACCCGGCGCUGGACCCAAGCUCGCUCUGAAAUUCAAGCCCGUGGCCGCCCCCGCUGGCGACUCUGCCGACGGCCCUGGCGACGCGCCCAAACAGAAGCGCAAGUACACAAAGAAGCCCAAGUUGGACGAGAAUGGUCAGCCAUUGCCCGCGUCAAGGCCAGGCCCCAAGCCCAAGAAGCGCGCGCUCGAGGACGGGGAGGAGCGCGACCCCUCGAAGCGCAAAGUCAAGCCUACCAUGAAGAGCCUGUCAUCUGCCUACGUGGACGAGAGCGACGAAGACGACGAGGUUGCGCCAGCCCGCGCCCCCGUGGCGCUAACGCAAGCUGCGCGGGCAAACUCCAUCAAGAUCUCGUUGAAAAAGAACACCACCGGCGCAGGGCGCCCGCCGGCGGCAAUCCUCAAAGUCAAAGGUCACGGGAGGCCACCCAUGCGACCGCCGGGUGUGGGAUAUGACAGCGAAGCAGAAGAGGCCGAACGGGACCCCGCCAUCGAGAACCAGUUCGUGUUACGGAUGGUGCCUGGUCCAGACAAUGACCUGCUGCGGAAAGCCAUCGAGGAGAAGACCAUUGGCAAGAGCAUCAGCAAUGGGGGACCGGGCGUGCAAUUCCGCUUCUUCGACCGCGAAGGUCGCAAGGCCAUGGUCACAAUCCAAGGUCGUCACUAUGCUGCUACUAUGGUGGAGCUGCCCUGCGUCAUCGAGUCGCUCAAGAGUUGGAACAAAAAGGACUGGGUAAAAUCCGCAGACGUGUGCCAGAUGCUACUCGUUCUUGGCCGCGUGCAGAGCGAAGAAGAGGCUAAGAAAUACACACGUCCCCGGGAGAUUGAGCCAGACUCGCACCGAUAUCCCCAUGGUCUCACCCCGCCCAUGCGGUGGGUGCGUAAGCGCCGCUUCCGGCCCCGCAAGUCGUAUCUCGACGUGGAGCGCAUCGAAACCUCCGUCGAAGAAUUGCUCGCUCUCGACGAAGGCGCCGAAGAUGUUCAAUUUGGACAGAUUGACAGCGAUGACGAAUCUUCUGAAGCAGAAUCCGACAAUGAAGACGCUCAGGGCGAAGAUGAGGACAUGCCCGACGCCGACUAUGCAGAAACGCCGAUGGAGCUAGCUGAUGAGGCUGAACUCAUGGCAAUGUUCCACGAUGAACUCGAAGGCGAUCAAAUUGAGGUCGAAGCCAAUGGUGACGUGAAUGUAGAUGAUCUCUUCAACGGAAACAACGAGAUCGAAGUAGAAACUCCCGUAACGGCUGGCGCCCGCGAGGUCGCGAUGCAUGCGCUUUCCCAGAAUGGCAACAUCGUCAUAGAGCCCGGUAGUGCAGCAUCCACCCCAGCAGCUGCCACAUCGCCUGACGAUGACGACGAGGAUGACGACGACGACGAUGAUGACGAUGACGACGAGGACGACCCCGAGGCCGCAGAAAGGCAACGUGAGCGAGAAGAAAUUCUGGAACAAAUUCGCCUCCUCGACACUGCGAUUCAGCAAAAUAUCACGCAGAGGGAUGCGACGAACAACAUGCUGUUCAAGAAGAGAGUGAUCAGCCGGCUCGACGGACUCAUCGGUGACAGGAGAGUCAAGCUUGGCCGACUCGGGAUCAGUGAAGAGGAAUGGACAGGUGAGUAGCCCUUCGCAGCCACCAGCCCCUGGGGCUUGUAGGAUGGAGCUGCUCUGUUGGAAGUAGCAAACAAUUGCGAGCGCCCAAAAUUGGCACUGGGAGUGGUACGAGCCAGCGUGGUGUUUUGGUGUUAAAUGCAGCAUUUUAUGGCGUUGAUUGGGGGAAUACGUCCCAGCGGGUGAUAUUUCGUCCCACACCUCACAUGCACUGUAUAACAGGCUUGCGCAGUAUCCAUAACAUAAAAUCUAAU